Messenger RNA from Trichophyton rubrum CBS 118892, 579 nucleotides. RefSeq lists its product as uncharacterized. NCBI's taxonomy places the organism in Eukaryota, Fungi, Ascomycota, Eurotiomycetes, Onygenales, Arthrodermataceae. The coding region runs from base 1 to 579 and encodes 192 amino acids. The transcript has a single exon. Gene Ontology annotation, cellular component: Smc5-Smc6 complex; site of double-strand break; nucleus. Gene Ontology annotation, molecular function: single-stranded DNA binding; damaged DNA binding. The record is from RefSeq and is a predicted model, not a curated record. Gene Ontology annotation, biological process: double-strand break repair via homologous recombination.
AUGAUCAGGGAGCAUAUCAUGGACAAUAAAAGGACAAUUGUCGAUACUGAAAAGCAAAUUGAAGAAGAAAACGCGAGGCUUGCGGCAUUGAAUGGCGGUGCUACAGCAGCAAGACUCACGGAGCUUGAAGAAAAGAGGGCUGCUGCGUUGGCCGCCAAAGAAAAAUUGAAUGAGCAUAAACAAGGUGCUGAAGAUUUACAAAAAGCCGUCGCUGAAGCAGAAGAAGCAGCCGGCAAGAAAAGAGGACCGAUAGGGAUGAAGAAGACCGAGAUCACUGAUGCGGAAAACCAGCUACGAACAUUGAUGAGAGAUAGUAGAGGCCAACAGGACGGGUUUAAUGAGAGAAUGCCCUUGCUUCUGCGGGCGAUUGCCGAUGAACGGGGAUUCGACCAACCGCCAGUUGGGCCUCUGGGCCAACAUGUACGCCUUUUGCAGCCCAAAUGGUCUUCCGUCCUCGAGAAUGCAUUCGGCACAACACUCACAAGUUUUGUGGUUACUUCAAAACGAGAUAUGAAUGUCUUGUCUGGAAUAAUGCAACGGGUAAAUUGGUGGGUUGAGGAACUCUAUACAAACUACUGA